This is a messenger RNA of Lichtheimia ornata, 1887 nucleotides long. RefSeq lists its product as uncharacterized. The coding region runs from base 1 to 1887 and encodes 628 amino acids. The transcript has 3 exons. The record is from RefSeq and is a predicted model, not a curated record. Gene Ontology annotation, cellular component: nucleus. Lineage: Eukaryota; Fungi; Mucoromycota; Mucoromycetes; Mucorales; Lichtheimiaceae.
AUGGAGACUCUGCAAGAUGUGUUUCAAGGUGCUGCAUCCGUCGAUGUCAAUCAAGUCGAAUACUCAGUCUAUCUGCCAUGCAAGCAAGAUCCCAAGGCCAUGAUGGAGUUUGUGCAGGAGACGCUCGCCAUGAUCCGAUCGAUCGUGCAACCUUUCACCGACAAGUACUUGUGGCAAAAGGAUCAGUUCCAUUUGGCAAUCGUACAAGAGAAUGAUCCUAGCUAUCCGUUUCUGCAUGGCACCACGAGGUUUGGCGACUGUAUCCAGGACGAGUGGUUCAUUGUAUUCCUGCUACGACACAUCACAUUGCAUAUUGAAGGAGCAGUGGCGACUGUCUAUGACAAUGAUGGCGAUGUGUUAUUGAUUGAAGCAGCUAUGGCACUACCAACAUGGCUUGAUCCUAGCAACAGUGAGCAUCGUGUGGGAAUAUAUCAAGGCAAAGCACACAUCAUCCCUUUACCACGCACUCCAGCUGAAUUGAUGCAAAUACCUGCCAAAUUGACCAUUGAGCGUGCCAUUGACAUUAUUCGACAACCCAUGAUAUCCACCGUGGCAGAGGAUGGUGUUCAACAAGCUAUUGAGGAUCGAUUGAUUGAUAAGCCAGAGUUACAUCGUGCUCGUUGCACUUUACCAUCACGCGCUGCCUAUGUUUUACUACGACAUCCACAAUUGUUACCAUUGGCAGUGGAGGCAUUUUAUCUACGUGAUCCAGCAGGUCUUAAGGCAUGUGCAGCAAUGUCGACAUUCCCACCAAUAUCAUCCACCAAAGUUCUAUUGCCAUUCACAAGAACCACCUAUGCUCAGACCGUGAGCCAAAAGUUUUAUGCACCAAAAGCAUUUCGCCUACCGCCUGUAUCACAAAAGAAAGAGUAUCAUGCUGCCGAACUUGGUAUGAAGGUUGCAUGUGGCCUUGAGAUGUUAUAUCAUGAACACCGUGGUGAUGAAGCGAGUCAGCAAGAAACGACAAUGACACCUGAACGUCAAUCCGCAUUCAAACAAUUCUUGACACGUCUUACACGACUUGGAUAUUUUCGCAAUGAACGACCAGGCUCACGUUUACAUAAGCAACUCACUGAGCAAGCACGUCAGCAAUUCUUGCAAUCGGUGGCUUCCAAGGAGGAUGUAGAGGCGGGUAGUUAUGUGUUCCCCAAUGUGCGACAAACCAUCGAUGAUACCCUGGACACCUUUUCUGAACAAUCUCUCAAAGACGUGUUGGAGGCACAAAAGGAUGAGGUGGAGGAUGAUGAAAGCUGGAUGAAUGUGGAUCCCAAACAACUGGAAGAGCUUCUUAUGCAACGCAUGGGUCGAAUGCAAGAACAAAUAUUCAAUGAAGAAGCUCUCGAUGGCGAGAAUGUGGAUCUUGACAAGAUGAUGGGCCAAUUUGAGCAAUUCAUUGAAGGCAGCAAGAGUGGUUUGGAGGGUGUCAACUUUCCUGGUGAGGAUGAUGAGAGUGAUCAGGAUGAUAGCGAUUAUGAUGAAGAAGAUGAAGAAGAAGGUGAUAUCUCAUUUGACGCUGAACGAUUCAUGAGCAUCCUCAAGAGUGCACUGGGUGAACCUAUGCAGGGAGCUUCAUCCGAGGAACAACAACAACCCAAGCAAGCAAAUGAAGCACCAUCAACACAAUCACCUGAGCAACCUGAUGAAAAGGAAAGAGACUUGGCAAAGAUGAUGCAAGAGAUGGAUUUGGAAGUUGGCAGUCAUGAAAAAAUUGGUGCCUCCUUUGCCAAACAUGACGACGAAGAUGAGAAUGCGCCUGUGGAUGUGUCAUUGAAUUUGGUCAAAAAUGUGCUUGAGAGCUACAAGAGCCAGCAAGGUCUUCCUGGUCCAGCAGGCAAUAUCCUUGGCCAAUUUGGCAUUGUUCUUCCAGCUGAUGAGGACGAUGAAUAG